This is a messenger RNA of Drosophila suzukii, 717 nucleotides long. It is a transcript of the gene Sod1, whose product is annotated as Superoxide dismutase 1. Gene Ontology annotation, biological process: superoxide metabolic process. The record is from RefSeq and is a predicted model, not a curated record. Gene Ontology annotation, molecular function: copper ion binding. NCBI's taxonomy places the organism in Eukaryota, Metazoa, Arthropoda, Insecta, Diptera, Drosophilidae.
GCCUAACCCUGCGACGGUCACACUGUACGAGAUACCUGAAAAGUUUGCAAGUUUUUUCGUCUUGAUAAAUAAUCAAUUGUCGAAAUGGUUAAAGCUGUCUGCGUAAUUAAUGGCGAUGCCAAGGGCACUGUUUUCUUUGAGCAGCAGAGCAGCGAGACUCCCGUGACGGUCACCGGAGAGGUGUGCGGUCUGGCCAAGGGCCUUCACGGAUUCCACGUUCACGAGUUUGGAGACAACACCAACGGCUGCAUGUCGUCCGGACCGCACUUCAACCCCUAUGGCAAGGAGCACGGAGCUCCCGCCGACGAGAAUCGUCACCUGGGAGAUCUGGGCAACAUUGAGGCGAGCGGCGACUGUCCCACGAAGGUCAACAUUACCGACUCGAAGAUCACGUUGUUCGGCGCCGACAGCAUCAUAGGGCGCACCGUUGUGGUCCACGCCGAUGCCGAUGAUCUCGGCCAGGGUGGCCACGAGCUGAGCAAGUCCACGGGAAACGCUGGUGCCCGCAUUGGCUGCGGCGUCAUUGGCAUUGCCAAGAUCUAAGCGAUAAUCUAUUCCGAAGUCGGCCCCUGUGCUGAACUACUCUAUUAAGCACUACCCCCUGGAAAUAUGCAAACGAUAUACUUAUAAAUAUACAUAACCUGUGGUCUGUUAGGUUAAUACGCAACCUUUGAGGUUCAAUAAAUUGGUGUUUUCAAAUCAGCCUAUAACCAAAAA